AGUCACCCACCUCGGAAAAAUCUUAGGAGAAAAUCCGGCAUGGAUGAUUCUUGGUUGGUUGAGUGCCAAAACUCGAUGGGGUGUUUAUGGGAUGACGAAUCUCUUCCUUUCAACGUGAAUGAUUCGCAAGAGAUGGUGCUGUUGGAGGUGUUAGCGGCGGAGACGAGCGGAAAAGAGUCGUCGGAGGAGGAGGUGAGUUCGGAGGAGCCGAAGAAGGAGGAGAAGAGUUGGAGAGGGGUGAGGAAGCGGCCGUGGGGGAAGUUCGCGGCGGAGAUAAGGGAUUCGACGAGGAAUGGGGUGCGGGUUUGGCUGGGGACGUUUGAUAGCGCGGAGGCGGCGGCGAUGGCGUACGAUCAGGCGGCGUUUGCCAUGCGGGGGUCGAUGGCGGUGCUUAACUUCCCGGAGGAGGUGGUGAGGGAGUCGCUGAGGGAGAUGAAGUGUGGGUUUAAAGAAGGGUGUUCGCCGGUGGUGGAGCUCAAGAGGCGCCACUCCAUGAUCCGGAAGAGAUCGGCGUGUCGCCGGAGAAAUGGAGCGAAGAAGAAUGUGGUGGUGCUGGAGGAUUUGGGGGCUGAGUUCUUGGAGCAGUUGCUCACUUCGUCGGAAUCCGCCACAACUUCAACUUGGUGAAAGUGAAACAAAAUCUGUAUCCUCCCCUCCCCUGUUGUAUGAUUUGUUCAUCACUUCAUUUAAUUUUUCCUUCUUCCAUAAAACAAAAGGAGUAAAUAUGUUGGGGGUGGACAAGAUGGUUAGGCUAUUCGCUUGGUAGCUUGGUAACCUAAGCUGAUUUAUCUCUUUGUUGUCAUUUGUCAGUUAGGAUCAUAAGACAUGAUUUACCUAAUUCACACCCUCAAGUAGUGUAUGUGGGGUGGACAAAUUGGUUAGGCUAUUGCAUUGGUAACUUAAGCUGAUUUA
Molecule: messenger RNA, 912 nt
Organism: Ipomoea triloba (trilobed morning glory)
Lineage: Eukaryota; Viridiplantae; Streptophyta; Magnoliopsida; Solanales; Convolvulaceae
Product: ethylene-response factor C3-like
Exons: 1
Coding region: 40-627 (195 amino acids)
Biological process (GO): regulation of DNA-templated transcription; ethylene-activated signaling pathway
Molecular function (GO): DNA-binding transcription factor activity; DNA binding
Source: RefSeq, a predicted model, not a curated record